AUGUUCUGCUUUAUGGACUGGGAGCUGAUACGGUCCGUGUCCGAGUGCGGUCCAGUGGACUAUAUUGUGUGCGCGCACAAAGCGCUCGAUCAGGCCGAGGUGGCAGUGAACUUGCGACCAGCCGUCGGCAAGGAGACUACUAUUGUCGUGAUCCAGAAUGGUGUUGGAAACGAGGAACCUUUUAGAAAUGAGUUCCCCGAUAACUCGAUCCUGACGUGUGUGACCUGGGUCGGGGCCGUACAGACCAGCCCUGGUGUCGUGAAGCACACCAAAUCCGAGGAUAUGCAGAUCGGCCUCUUUCCCAACCCCUCGCUGGAUGGGUCCCUCGAACAGGAACGACUUGAUAUAUUCGCCGAUCUACUCCGCAAUGGCAAGACACGAUUCCAGAUCUUGGAGAAUAUGCAAAUCCAGCGGUGGGAAAAGGUGGUCUGGAAUGUCGCGUGGAACUCCCUGACUGCAAUUACCAUGGUGGACACGCAGACGUGGCUCCAUUCUUCCGAAGAUGCAACCCCAUUUACCCGCCAGCUGAUGCAAGAGGUUAUCAAAAUCGCUCGUGGUUGCGGUGUGCCGCUCCAGGAUGAGCUGAUUGAUCAACUGAUGGACAAAAUUAAUGCCAUGCCCGGUAUUGGGAGCAGCAUGCAGACCGAUUGCAAGAAUGGACGACCCAUGGAGAUCGAUGUCAUCUUGGGUUAUCCAGCACGCAAGGCUCGUGAUCUCGGGAUCCCAGCACCGUUCUUACAGACUCUCUACGUUAUCCUGCGAGCGGUAGAUGGUCGGUUGAGGGCUGCGCUGUAA
Messenger RNA from Penicillium olsonii, 795 nucleotides. NCBI's taxonomy places the organism in Eukaryota, Fungi, Ascomycota, Eurotiomycetes, Eurotiales, Aspergillaceae. The record is from the annotation of a GenBank genome assembly.